Molecule: messenger RNA, 1818 nt
Organism: Plasmodium gallinaceum
Lineage: Eukaryota; Apicomplexa; Aconoidasida; Haemosporida; Plasmodiidae
Gene: PRPF4
Product: U4/U6 small nuclear ribonucleoprotein PRP4, putative
Exons: 1
Coding region: 1-1818 (605 amino acids)
Biological process (GO): mRNA splicing, via spliceosome
Cellular component (GO): U4/U6 x U5 tri-snRNP complex
Molecular function (GO): U6 snRNA binding; U4 snRNA binding; protein binding
Source: RefSeq, a predicted model, not a curated record
AUGAAAACAAAUGAUAUUUUUAAUGAAUCGAGAAUACAAGAAAAUUUAAAAUUAAAGAAAAAUGACUUAAAUAGCUAUGAAAUUAAUAACGAACAAAUAUUAGAAGAAUUUGAAAUAAAAAGUAAAAUAAGGAAAGUUUGCGUAGGAAUACCAACAAAAGAUUUAGAUGUGAAAAAUAUUUUAAGAUUGUUAAAAGAACCAAUUUGUUUAUUUGGUGAAGAUAGCUAUGAUAAAAGAAAAAGAUUAAAGAAUAUACUAAUUACUAAAUAUAAUAAAUUAAUCAUUAAAAAACAAAGUGAAAAUGAGGAAGAAAUAGAAGAAUUUCAAAACAUUUUAAAAAAAUAUUAUAUUGACUUUAGUAAUUUGUAUGAUUUAAGUUCUUCAGAAUUCACAAAAGUAAAUGAUUUUGAAGAAGAAUUAAAAAAAAAAACAUUAAGUAAGCAUAUUGCAAUAAGUAAAGAAGAGGAUAAUAAUUUAAAAGAAAAGUUUUAUACUGAAAGUACAGAAGAAUUGAAAUUAGCAAGAAUAGAUAUAACGAUAAAUACUUUGCCCAGAAUAUUUUUAUAUAAAGAAAUGAUAAAUAAAUUUCAGAAGAAGUAUUCUAAAGAAGAUUUUGAAAAUUAUAUAACAUCUUAUAAUGAAAAUAUGAAAAAUUAUUUAGAUUUAUAUAUUUCUCAACUGGGAGAUGAUAGACCCUUAACCAUGGGAAAAUUUUCUCCUGAUAAUAGUGUUUUUGCUGUUAGUAGUUAUAAUACCUAUAUAAAUAUAUUUAACUACAGAAAUGAUAAUUAUAAUUUAAUAAAAACUCUUAAAAAAGGUCAUGAUGAUAAGAUAAAUUGCAUAGAAUGGAAUUUUCCAAAUAAUUAUUCAUAUUAUAGUACUUUAAAUUAUAAUAAUAUAUCAAAAAAAGAUUUAUUGCUAGCUUCUUGUUCAUCAGAUAAAACAUUUUGUAUAUGGAGACCAUUUUUAAGUGAUGAAGAAAAUAUUUCUUCAAAUAAAAAAAAUAGUGAAGCUAAGAAAAGGAAUAGUGAUGAUUCUAAUGAAGCAUAUAAUGAGAAAAUAGGAGAAAAAAAAAAUGAUGAAAAUUAUGAUGAACAAAAUCAGGAAGAAAUAAAUUAUAAAGACGAAAAAAAUGAUCAAAGUAGUAAAAAUUUGUUAUGUAAGGUAAAAGCACAUGAAGACAGAAUAAAUAAGAUAUGUUUUCACCCAUUAAAUAAGUAUGUAUUAACAUGUUCAGAAGAUGAAACUAUAAAAUUUUUUGAUAUUGAAACAAAUAAAGAAUUAUUCUAUCAAGAAGGUCACAAUAGUAAUGUUUACUCAGUUGCUUUCAAUACAUAUGGAAACUUAUAUUUAUCAGGAGAUACAAAAGGUGGAUUAAUGCUAUGGGAUAUUCGAACAGGAAGAAGUAUAGAAAAAAAAAUUGUUCAUAAUAAAUGCAUAAUGAAUAUAAAUUUUAAUCCGUUUAUAUCAAAUAUGUUUUGCACUUGUUCAUCUGAUAAUACUAUUAAAGUAUUUGACUUAAGAAAUUUUCAAACAUCUUGUAAUAUAUUAGCUCAUAAUAAAAUUGUUACUGAUGUCAUUUUUGAGCCAAUGUAUGGAAGAUAUAUUACUUCCAGUUCUUUUGACACUUUUAUUAAAAUAUGGGACUCCGUAAAUUUUUACUGCACAAAAAUUUUAUACAACAAUGAUAACAAAGUUAGAAAUGUUGAUAUUUCCCCAGAUGGUAAUUUUAUUUCUUCCACAUCUUUUGAUAGAACAUGGAAAUUAUACAAAAACAAAGAAUUUUCUGAAGAUAAUAUUCUAUCAGAUUUUUUUUAA